GCUAUUACUAUUCAGAUAAGGAGGAGGGUCUAUGCGUAAUGCACAUCAUCAUGGACGCUUUUUGUACAGACAGGGCGUAUAGGUGCAUUGCCAGUUACAAUGUAUCGACUCGAGAACUCAGCGACAACAUUAACGGGUGUUUGAAAGACUUUUACAUUGUUAUUCUGGAUGAGGAUGCCCUACCGAGCAGGAGGUCCGUGAUGCCAAAGGAGCAGGCACAUUUUGGGGAGCGGCCCGAGCGCGUACCCCAGGGCACCUCUAAGAAUGCCAAGGAUAAGAGUAACAGUGCCACUCUGCGGGCAUCCCAGUGUGGCACUCACAGAGACCAGGAGGGUAGGAGAAUGGGCAUGAACGGGAGGAUGUCACUGUCUGACUCAGAGAAGGACUCAGAGAAAGACUCCGGAUACUCUGAGACUGGUUCGGACUCGGUGCAGAAUGAUCUGGAUGACCAGCGUAUCAGCGUAAGUGAGGCCCACCGAGCCCACAGCAGUAGCAGCUCCCUGAACCACCGGGCCCACAGCAGUAGCAGCUCCCUGAACCACCGAGCCCACAGCAGUAGCAGCUCCCUGAACCACCGGGCCCACAGCAGUAGCAGCUCCCUGGGCCACAACAUGCCCCCGUUUGAAGAGCAAAACCCCAUCUACGUCAUCAAGAACCUGGUGGUUAAACCGUCUGGACCAGAGCAACUACUGCACAGAACCCUGGCAUGGGGGGGAGGAUGGGACAGUCUGUCUGGUUCCAAGGCCCCCACACAGCUCCUACUCAUCCAAAAACCAGGGGUACCCUCCCCCGUCCCUGCCCACAACAAUCCACAGGGCCAGUCCAAGAAAGGGGGCAGUAGAAACAACAAGAACCAUAACAGCAAAAACUCAUACCUCCCCAUCCUCAACUCCUACCCCCGCAUUGCCCCCCACCCAAGGAAGGAAGGCUCAGAGCAGAGCAGAGAGGGUGCAGGGGAUGUGAAGGAGAGAAGCAUAGAGGGCCAGAGCCGGAGCAAGAGGGUGUGUACGGAGGACAAGAGAGAAGCAGUGUCCACCACCACUCAUCUUCGACCUCAGCAGCACCAACACCACCAGCGAGAGAGCAGAACCCAAUCCUAUUACAAAGUCAGCAGCAGCCAAAGCUCCUCCUCCCACCUCCCUCACCAUUCCAUGGGUGGCCCUGCCUCCUCCACCCAGCAGGGAUCUCACUACUGCCACCAACGUGCCAAACCCAGCCCCUCUCCCUCCCACUCCAACGGUAUUGGCUCCCCAUCCGUCAUCAGCUCCCAAAAAUCCUCCUCCACCUCGUCCUCCUCGUCCUCCACCGACAGCUGGGCCCCAGAGGCUACAGUAGACCUGUCCAACUGCUUGUCUGACUGCUCAUUGGUGCGUCAGCGGCGCUUCCUCAACACGGCAGAGAUCCUGAGCCAGUCGGGCCUGCUGGCCAUCACGCUACGCACCAAGGAGCUGCUGCGCCAGAAUGCCGCCACCGAGAAAGAGCUGGCCCAGCUCCGCCAGCACGCCCAGCUACUCUGCUUGGCGGCCCAGACCGGCCAAGAGGCCACCCAGCAAGGACCUAAUGAAGGUCCCAGCCCCAUGGACAAGCUGCUCCAAGCCAUGUCCCAAUCGGGACGCUACCCGAGCCUCGACUGGACCUACUUUAAUGCCAACAGCAACAACCGUCCCGAGAAAGGAGACGAGGCUGAGAAAGACAUCAGGGACAGUAAUAACAACGACAAGCAUAGCCCGUCUCAGAAUCCGUUGGUGGCGGCGCCCCUUGGUAACCAUGACGAUAGCACAUCACCUCCGUCGCCACUUUUCGCCCUGUCUCCUGACCCAGAGGACUGUCCCGAUGUUCUCGGCAGCUUGCUCUCCUUCCCCCCCUCCCCAAAGGCGGGGCCUGAGACAUGGGGGAGGCGCUAAGCCCCUGUGUGACCCCACCAUUCGCCCGGAUAGCUCAACCCACCGGGCCUAUUUACUCUAGCGCUUAUGGGGAGGGGCCUCCAUGGGGGACAUUUUGAUGGAGGAGCAUGUGCCACUGUAGGGGGAGAAGCUAAGGAGAGAGGGGAAUGCACUGAACUGUGCAAAACUGUGAAUACCCGAUCUUAACUGCAUUACAUCUGAUGGACUCUUUUUUUUUUUUUUUUUGUUGCUACCACACUUAAAUAAGUUAAACACUUAAAUAAA
Molecule: messenger RNA, 2168 nt
Organism: Oncorhynchus masou masou (cherry salmon)
Lineage: Eukaryota; Metazoa; Chordata; Actinopteri; Salmoniformes; Salmonidae
Product: CLOCK-interacting pacemaker-like
Exons: 4
Coding region: 39-1904 (621 amino acids)
Biological process (GO): negative regulation of DNA-templated transcription; negative regulation of circadian rhythm
Cellular component (GO): nucleus
Source: RefSeq, a predicted model, not a curated record